AUUAAUCAAAAAUGAAGAAGCACACCAGAUGGAACGGCAUAAAGCUCUAGAGUUCCUGAGAUUGUGAAAACAGCAGCUAGCAGAGUCAUGUACAGUGUGUGUGUGUGUAUAUAUAUACUGUGUAUAUGUAUAUGCUGUAUAUGUAUAAAAUGAAACAUCGCGAGAAUCUCCGUGAUUUGAGGUGUAGUUCUCCGUUGUGCCGCUGGGUGUCACUGAAGAACCCUGACGUUUGGUUUUCAGCCAUGAAAAUAAAAAGAAGAAGAAGCUCUUCUAGUUGCUGCUGGUCCUGGUCCUCUCUGAUCCGAACCCUCACACAGAGCAAUUUCUCCCACCGAACCGAGCCGGGUCACCGAACCGAGCCAGCAUGAACGAGUCGGCAGGAGUUCGGUUCAGACGUCUGAACAAACCGCAGGUCAUCACCGAAGAGGUUCCGGAGCGCAGAAACAAAGGAUCCAGCACCUACAGUGGGAAGGUGUUCCAGGUAACGUUGCUGUCUCUUGGCCUUUUCCUGCUUCUUCCUCUGCUCGUCAUCAUCCUCAUCCUGGAGUCACCCAUCCAGCCAGAAGUCUUCAGACUGAAGGAACCCCCGUCCAUGAAGGGCUGUUGGGAGCCAAACCUGAAGCUCCGAGAGGCCGAGAGACUCUUUGAAGACCAUCUGAUUGGACCAGAGUCCAUCACCAACAUCGGAGACGUCCUCUUCACUGGAACAGCCGAUGGUAAAAUCCUGAAGCUCAUUGGUCGAAGGGUCGUCACGGUGACGAGACUGGGCAGACCACCAUGUG
Molecule: messenger RNA, 782 nt
Organism: Austrofundulus limnaeus
Lineage: Eukaryota; Metazoa; Chordata; Actinopteri; Cyprinodontiformes; Rivulidae
Product: adipocyte plasma membrane-associated protein
Cellular component (GO): endomembrane system
Molecular function (GO): arylesterase activity
Source: RefSeq, a predicted model, not a curated record